Messenger RNA from Choloepus didactylus (southern two-toed sloth), 4351 nucleotides. RefSeq names its product family with sequence similarity 114 member A2 (gene FAM114A2). The transcript is spliced from 14 exons. The coding region runs from base 122 to 1618 and encodes 498 amino acids. The record is from RefSeq and is a predicted model, not a curated record. Lineage: Eukaryota; Metazoa; Chordata; Mammalia; Pilosa; Megalonychidae.
GGGGGCGGCUGCUCGACCAGGAAGUGCUCUCGAGAGGGUGAGGUCGCCUCCGUGCUGGAGGAGUACUUCCGGGGCAGUAGGAGCGGCGCCGCGGCGGCAGUGGUGAGGCAAUGUUCUAAUCAUGUCGGAUAAAGAUGAUACUGAGACUCCAGUGGUAACUGAAGCAACCCCCAUCUUUGAAGAUGGGAACUGUGAGCCAGCCAAGAAUUCUGAGUCUGUUGACCAAAGCGCCAAGCCAGAGAGUAAAUCAGAACCUGUUGCAUCCACUCGGAAAAGACCAGAGGCCAAACCUCCCAUUGAUCUUGAGACUUCAGAAGUUCUCCCUGUUGAGGUACCACAGGCUGCAGGCAAAGAGACUGUUUCCAAAGAUGUCCCUCAGACUGGAUGGGGCUAUUGGGGCAGCUGGGGCAAAUCUUUACUCUCUUCAGCCUCAGCUACAGUAGCCACCGUAGGACAAGGUAUUUCAAAUGUCAUUGAGAAGGCAGAAACUUCCCUUGGCAUUCCUAAUCCCAGUGAAAUUUCAAGUCAAGCCCAAUAUGCAACAGGAGAGUCAAAUGCCAAAGAGAAUGAAAACUCCCCAGUGGUUGGGCCGUUUGGUGUAUUCUCAACUAUCUCUACUGCAGUUCAGAGCACAGGAAAGAGUGUCAUCAGUGGGGGAUUGGAUGCCUUAGAAUUCAUUGGGAAAAAGACAAUGGAUGUAAUAGCAGAAGGGGAUCCUGGAUUUAAAAAAACCAAGGGUCUGAUGAACCGGAAUUCUACACUGUCUCAGGUUUUACGAGAAGCAAAGGAGAAAGAAGAGCUAUGUACGUCCAAUGAGGUUACCAUGGAAACAGAUAAGAAAACUCAUUAUGGGCUACUCUUUGAUGAAUUUCAAGGCCUUUCACAUCUAGAAGCUCUGGAGAUGCUUUCCCGAGAAAGUGAAAUAAAGGUAAAAUCUAUUCUUAAUUCUUUGAGUGGAGAAGAAUUAGAGACUAUAAAACUUGAAUUGGAGCAACUCAAAGAAGCAUUUUCCCUAGGAGAGUUCUGUGAGGAAGAGGAAGAAGAGAGAAAAGGGGAUGAAGACUUUACCAGAGAGAUAACAGAACUGUUUUCCCAGCUACACUUCUCCUCCAAACCAGAGAAACUGACCAGGGCAAGAAAUACCACCUAUGAAUGGAUCAGGACAUCUCUAACCAAGCCAUUAGCAGAGGAAGGAGGAGAAAAGCAGCUAGGAGAAAGUCCUGAGCAAGUCAAUAAAAAUUCAUUAGAGGAUAUCCAUGCAUUUGCAAUCCGGAGCCUAGCAGAACUGACUGCCUGCUCAAUUGAAUUGUUCCAUAAAACAGCAGCGUUGGUUCUGCAUGGUCGGAAGCAGGAAGUGACAGCCAUAGACAGGAGCAGAACCCUUUCCCAGAUGACAGUUGUGCUGUGUAAAGAGUUAUCCUCUCUAUCUAAAGAGUUCACCACUUGCCUAACAACUGCUGGGGUCAAAGAAAAGGCAGACAUCCUCAACCCAUUAAUCACUGGAGUAUUUCUAGAGGCGUCAAACAGUGCUUCCUACAUCCAGGAUGCCUUUCAGCUGCUCUUACCUGUGCUGGAGAUCUCUCUCAUUGAGAACAAGACUGAAUUACCACAGGCGUGAGCUACAGGUCCAGAGGCCAUUGUUAGAACAUUGAAGAACUGAGAAGAUUCAACCUGGAACUUGUGGUGGUGGCCAAGAAAUGGAACUUUUCUUCUGGGUACCCCUGCAUAAAUGAGGAAAAGGCGUUAUUUUAGUAUCUAAAAAUUCAGGCAGGAGAGCAGGUUUAAGGAAGAAGUUUGUUGCUUUUGCUGCUUGACUGAAGUAUUCAGGUCCUCACAUUACUGUUCCCAAUUUUUAUAAUUAAUAAAUUAUUUGACAAGUAGCUUUUAUAGAAAGUCCAAGAAUAAUAGCUCUAUAUAAAGGUUAGGGGACACAGGCAAAAAUACUGGUCUUUCUUUGACAUGAUGCAAAACACUAACAAUUUUGCCAUGAUAUAAUUCUCACCCAUGUAUAUAAUUGUUAUCCAAGAAAGAACAAACUUAAUUUAGUAUUCUAGAAUUCAUAUGCUUUGUCUAUUAAUGCCAUGUACUUUCUUCUUUCUAGAAUAAAAUCUAUGGCUUUAACAAAACUGAGUAUGUAUAAACUGUAAUGAUAACCCCUUAUCUUGUGAAUUCUUGCAAACGGUUAGGAAGUUGCAUCUGCUAUUACACUGGGGAUAUAUGGCAUUGGGGGGAAAGUUGUAGUAUAUUAUACUUUGGCCACAUGAAUUAACUAUAGCAGAGUGCCUUGUGGUUUCAAAUUGCUUCUCCACCACUACCCCAGGAUGAUGGGCCUCAAGUUAUAGCUAACCCACACUUAGCUGGAUUCAAGACCAGUAAGUGUGGCACAGAGAAAUAGUUUCAUGUUUACAGAUAUUCUGAGUCUCCAGGAUGUUUCUCAUGCAUACCCAAUAUGCAGGAUAAUUUCUUUAAUAACAGCCAACUCCAAAGGAGUGUUGACAUUCUUUUUGUAAUGGGACUUUUAUUCAGAUGUCGUUGAAGUGGACUGUAGAGUCCCAUAGUUCAUUUAAUUUAUAAGAGGAUUUAACCUAUAAGACACUAUAUUUUUUCCUCCAUCUUUUUUGUUUGUGUUAAUGUAUUCUUUGGCAUGUUUUUCAAUACAAUUUUUAUCGUUAAGAUCUUAAGCCUUCUUUUGCUUUCUUUAACAACCAAGAGUAUUAAGGUGUCAUUUUCCCGAAAAGCUAUUUUAGUAUCCACUCUUUGUAAAAGGUUCUCCAACUUUGUUUUUAACAAUUUAGGUUACUUUUGUAAGCUCUGCCACUCAUCUUCUAAAACCUUUAAAAUAAAAUUUAAUAAUCAUGUCAAUCGAUCCUUUAAUUUACUCUUCCAGACAUGAGCCCCAAUAUCGUUCUCCAACCAAAGUAAAUAAAUAAAUAAAAUAAAACAAAAAUAGCAAAGCAGAGCUAUAACGUAGAUUGGUAUCAAGACUCUUUCUAUGUAAUCUCCUUGUUUGUAAGCAAGGAUGAAAAUAAAAACAUUUGCAUGUAAAAGGUAUAUCAGCAGUAUUAAAAUGUUAUUCUGUUUUUAGAGAAAAAUUCCACUCUCCCCUUGCCAACCUAAAAACUUGAAUAAUUCUGAAAUUUCAGGAAAACAGUUGUCUUCUGGUUUAUAAGACUGGGAUCCCAAGUCCUGAUCUGUUACCUCAGGCUCAACUGCUGUAUGAACUUGUGUCCCUUGAGCAAGGUGUUUCUUGAGAAAGGUUUAGGAACUGGUCAAGCUGUCUGGUCAGCCCCUUGUGCAACGACAGUUUGACAGCUUUUACUCUUUGAUCUGGAAAUAUUAUCUACGGUUUUUGUUUCAGAAAGAGGCAUACAGAUGUAGAGGGCAGAGCAGUGACUUUCUCUGUGCCUAUCCAGAUUGCAGUCCUUAAUUGGCCAAUUUUAGUUAGAGCUUACAAAAGGUGAAUGUGAUUCACUGCUUUUCUUUCUUCUUUAUCUCCCUUUUCAGUCCUUCUCUCACAAGUGUAUUUUAGUGGAGUUGUGGGCCACUAAUGAAAUGAUAAAAGGACCAAUUAAUUCUGAACAAUUACCCACCCUUAUCUAGAAUAUAAUGAAAAAGAUUUAAAGUUCCUUGAUUCAGCAGAGAUAGUGAAAUAAGAGGAUAGGUGAGUAGGUAAAUUCAAGGGUCAUUUUGGAAACUGUUGGAUUGUGGAGACAAUUUUGGACAGUGCUUGCUUCAUUUUUUCAUUUGGGUUGCGUAUAUGAUGUAGUUCCUUGGUGAUAACCUCCUUUUGGAAUUUUUCCCUUUAAGUUUCUGGUGUCUUAAGAUUUACCACUAAUUCCUAAGAUAAGCCGCUUCCCUUUCCAAUUCAUUUAACACUUUAAUAUGUACAAUGUUCGCCUAUUAUGGGGGCAAUGGUUCUCUUUAUACUAUUGAGAUCUUUGAAGGCUGUGAUUAAAAGACACUUCAUUAAUUUUAUCUAAAAGAAUUAUAAACUCCAUGAACUAACUCUUGUUUUCCUUUAUGUAUUACCUUGGAUGUGUUAAAUAUAAGCAAUAUUUUUCUUACUUCCUUUUGAUAGUUUAUUUUUUAAAGUAUAGAUAUCUAGGUUGACAAACCUGGAAUGUGAAACUAAUCCAUACAUGUGGCAUUACCAAGAAUCUGAAAUUGUGCUAAUGCACAAAUGUGAAUUUUCCAGUACUGAAAUCAAGAAACAGAAUCUGCAUCCUGCUGCUGAAUGAGGACACUGUUUUGCACUUGUUUUUAUCUAAAGUCCCUAUUUGAGGGAGAGAAAUCUUAUAGUUAGUUGCUAUUGAUGUUACCAUAUGAGAAAUAAACACUUUUCUCUAUUUUU